AUGAAAGAGGCGUUAGAAAUGAAUUACGACGUGCUUUGGAAUCAACCAGACUUUUGCCUUGCGUUUCUUAAGACAAUACGUGGUACCCUAUUAAAACCCACUCAACAGCCUCCCUGGUACAAUAGAAGAAUCCUUGAGGAGGAAAGACCUGAUCUAGCUGGACUCGAUGGCAAAAUACGCUUAGAGAGAGAAGAAGCUGCCUUGAUGGAUAUGUUCAUCCGAGAAAAGAGUUAUAUUCAACCUGGAGAUCUAAUCGUAACUGAUGACAAGCUUUCACCCGGAUGUUUGCCUUCGAUAAAAAUGCUCGAUGAAGCUGAAAUCGAGAAGGCUAAAGUCGCAGCUUGGCAAGAUUACUCUGCAUUUGAAAAUGGCAACCCAUUACUUUCUUCAUUGCAUAUUCAUAUGAUAUUCGAACUUAUUCGAAGCACUCGUGAUUCAUUCGAUUACGAUCUCGCUAGGAAAAUUGUUUGUGAAGCUCUGGACAGUAACUUAAAUGGGCCAUUGAUUCUCGAAUGGGCGCCAAAUACACGCGUAGCCUUACCACCAUUAGAAGGCCAACGGAUUACCACUCAAGCUAAAGGAAUACAAAGAGUCAUGACACCACAAGCGAAAUUACAAAGGGUGGUUAUGGACAAAUUACUACAGCAAGUUGACCGUGCAUAUGAAGGGACAAUGGCUAAUCAACAACAAAGGAGGCAAUUGACGGCCGAAGGAACAAUGGCGACGGUGGGAAGUGAUGAGAAGCUGAUGAGGAAUAAUCGCCAACAAAAGACACCACGAGAGCGAACGCCAUGA
Messenger RNA from Angiostrongylus costaricensis, 795 nucleotides. NCBI's taxonomy places the organism in Eukaryota, Metazoa, Nematoda, Chromadorea, Rhabditida, Metastrongylidae. The record is from the annotation of a GenBank genome assembly.